AUGCCCCCCAGAUUACCGGCGCCGCUGACCCCCGUGGUCGAUGCGUGCGUCGUCCCCUCGUGCAAAUCAGCGCCGUUCGUGCGGUCCUUUAGCUCGACGCCGUGCAAGCAGAAGAUGAGCCGGGCUCGGCAGCAGAUGUACCAGUGGCUCAAGGGCAGGGAAGGCUCCGAGCUGGCAGAGGCCAAGGGCGGGCCGCGGUACUUGGGGCCGCUGCAGGACCAGCCUUUCCCGCUGAACCCGCUGUUCCGGAGCCAGCCGGUGCUGGACGAGCAGACGAGGGAGCUGAUCUGGGACAAGGUCAUCAUGAGGGGCGAGGCGCUGAAGGCGGUGUCGGCGGAGAUGGGCGUUGAUGUGAGGAGGGUUGCGGCUGUGGUGAGGCUGAAGGAGGUGGAGAAGCAGUGGGAGAGAGAGGGCAAGAAACUGGCAAUCCCCUAUGCCAAAGCCGUCAUGAACAUGCUGCCCAAGACAUCAUACCGCGAGGGCGAGAAGAACCUGCCGCAUGAGCCUGUAAACGAGAUCCACGUCCACAAGCUGACGAUGCAACAACUCUUUGUGCCUGUGUCCGAGUCACGGCACUUUACCCGACAAGACGCCGCAAAGGCCUUCCACGACACGAUGCUCUCCGUCGAUGCGCGAUCACCGCAGCCAGAGCUCAUCAAGAUGGAGCGCGAGAUAUUACAGGGCAAGACCCGGCAGGACAGUCUGGCCAAGUUCAAAGAGGCGACGCAGAAGGAGGAGGACCGGGUAGCACAGCGCAUCGCCCGCGAGGCGCAGCGGGAAGAGGAGGCGACGACGAGGGUGGCCACGGACCGCUACGAGUUUCGGUUCAAGGAGAUUAAUGCCGAUGACGUGGGCCGCACUGGCCGGUCGAGAAAGGGCACUGGUUGGAGGUAUGGUGCGCCGUUUGAUGACCGCAAGCGCGGGCUGGUCAAGAUUCCUACGUCUGUGCCGUAA
Molecule: messenger RNA, 954 nt
Organism: Trichoderma atroviride IMI 206040
Lineage: Eukaryota; Fungi; Ascomycota; Sordariomycetes; Hypocreales; Hypocreaceae
Product: mitochondrial 37S ribosomal protein mS45
Biological process (GO): mitochondrial translation
Cellular component (GO): mitochondrial small ribosomal subunit
Molecular function (GO): structural constituent of ribosome
Source: RefSeq, a predicted model, not a curated record